AUGGCUCCUAAGAAAGUCGCCGCCCGUCCCAGCUCAGCCUCUGGUGCGAAACGGCCUAUUAGGGGUCCAUCGCAGGCGCUUCGCUCGCCCACCCCAAGUCGACCGGUGGGUCAGGUGCAAUCAUUGGUGGAGAGUAUGGCCAGCGAUCCAGUAGCCUUGUCCCGCUUCGCAGCUGGAAUGGAUGGUCUUCUUCAACAAUGCUCGGCGCAGCCUUCCACGUCUGGAAGGCGUUCUCGUCCAGUAGUGGCAUCGUCUCCAGCGUCACCAUCAUCUAGCGAAGAUGGGAGAGAGGGCUCAUCAUCUAGGGGUUUGCUGACUGAUUCCCAGCUAGUCCGGCCCCGCGGCUUACCUGCUGCCCGCGGCCGUUCUCGGAGGCCUCGCCGUUCCUCUGGGAGGGCCGUGGGAAGGCUAACCCCUUUGGCAGCUUCCACCCGCCGAGGUGGGCGCACCCAAUCUUCGGAUGAGGUGGCGUCGGGUUCUGGUCUCUCUCUUGUCGUUUCUCCUCAAUCAGCUCCAGGUACAUCACAGCUGAGCCCCGAUUCGGAGUCUUCCAUUGAGGACAGUUUGCCAGUCCCUGCCAGGAAGUCUUCGGGCGGAAAACGUCGCCGCAGGAGGUCUUCCCGGAAGCAUGCCAAGCGAAGGAGGGGCGAAUCGUCUUCCUCUUCUUCUGGUACGUCCUCUUCCAGUUCUGAUGAUGAGGCGGGCGCUGCUAGGGAACUUUAUUGGGGUUUUGGCGAAUCGGCAUCGGGGCCUGCCUAG
Messenger RNA from Podarcis muralis (Common wall lizard), 759 nucleotides. NCBI's taxonomy places the organism in Eukaryota, Metazoa, Chordata, Lepidosauria, Squamata, Lacertidae. The record is from RefSeq and is a predicted model, not a curated record.